AUGGUUCGUGUGACGGACGACCUGGCGCUCUCGCCAGACGCCCUUUCUCUGUAUUAUGCCUCUGAUCCGCUGCUCGGCCACCUCCCCGUCCUCAUAUUCCACGGGCCUUCGACGACAGCCAACUACACCCUCAACACCUCUCGCGUCCAAAUACACAUCCUGUCGUCUGCGGGGUUUCAGUCGUUUCCUCGAAUCACCAUCUCCCCGAGCUCGCCCUUUUACGGAGUCGUCGAUCAUCUACCCCGAGAGAUUCAGGUCGACGAGGUAUUCCGUGGGUUGGCCUUUGGCCUGUUCAAAUACUUCUCAGAGCUCCCCGAUGGAGUCAAAGGCUAUCUCAAGAAUUUAUAUCCGACCAGGGGGAAGCGCCCCGGUACCGCCUCGGCUCUCUUUGGCGAACAACAUGCUGCCGCUUUGGUCGCAUCCAUGGUCAAAAGUGACAACGCGGCCGAAGUGAUUGCCUCGCUGCAGGAUGCGCUUCAGACGCAGCAUAUCAAUAACGUGGAUCUCGAUUUUGUUCUCCCGCCAGGCGCGAUUGUGCCUCUGCAACCUGCCGACUUGGAAGACGUGCCAGACGACGAAGACGACAUAUUAGACCCGACGCUGAGACAGUAUGGCGGAUAUACAUCUCUUGUCAAGUUGUUCGGCGAGCCGGUGUUUUUACCAACAAAUAGGCUACGACGCGCGCCAUCGAAACCCACAUCAUUAAACCGAGGGAGAUUGUUCACCCAGGACCAAAAAUAUGAGCUCCGCAUGAAGCUAGCUGAGCUGGUCGACACGGAGGAAAGAUAUGUCAUGAAGCUUCGUGAACUGGUAAAUACUAUUGCCAAGGAUUUCCGGGAAAGUGCCAGGGCAAGACCAGAGGGAAGUCUCAGUCCUUCAGAAGAAGAAUUGGAAAGACUCUUUCCCCAAUCGGCAGAUCAGAUACUACAGCUGAAUUCUGCCUUCGUGGACCAGCUUCGCAAGAUUAUGGAUGAAACCGAGGAUGGGGCUCUCAGAGACAUGGACCAAGCUGCAUCGACUUUGGGCAGCAUGAAGAGUUCAGGUUCAGCUCGAGCAAAAGAUCCCAGUGGAGCCUUGAGCAUGGCUAGAUUAUUUCAUGAAUGGUUUCCAAAGUUUACCCAGAGCUAUCAGGAUUACAUCAAGGCUAGCCAGCACUUUCCUAUAUUGCUCAACUCUUUUCUUGACCAACAGUCCAGCUUUAGGCAAAGGGUAAACCAAACUGGCGAACAGACUGUCAGGUCUAUUCUUAUUGAACCCGUUCAGCGAUUGCCUCGAUACAGCCUCCUUAUUGAUCAAAUAGUUGGCUCUCUGCCAAUGACCCAUCCCGCGCUUCAGCCCAUGCUGAAGGCCAGAGAUAUUAUUACUAGUAUUUGUUCCAUGGACGACCCGUUGCCGGACCAGCCUCACGUUGCCAACAGACUUCGAAAUAUGGUUGAAUCGUGGCCAAGGGAUUUAGAGCCGCACGGUCGACUUAUAGUUGCGGCCGACUUCAUUGAACUUAUGCCUCCAUUCCAAGGUGGAACGAGCGACUUGGACAGCUCUGGCAUUUUCCUACUAUUCGCAGACUGCAUUAUUAUACUAAGAAAGAUUGGGUUCACAAUGACAGGGCGUGAUUUGCUCCGGGAAAUCGAUAAGCCAUCUGCUGCAGAGCUACUUAUUUCGAUGACGAAUGCUGCCGGCGGUCCGGCGUCGUAUGAAUUCGCAUUUACGGGCUGGCAUAGCCUUGCGGACGUGCGGUUUACUGAGUCGGAAGAUGGCUCGUUAGUGUGGAUGACGUCGACAAGAGAUAUGAAGGACGCACAUACCGGAGAAUACAAGAUUAGUAAGGCGCCCACAUCUCGGUGCUUCCUGCUUCAGGAGGCUUUCGAAGGCAAGGCUACCAAAUGGGGCGAAGAUGUAGUCAAGGCGCGAGUUGAGGCACGGUUCUCAGAAACUGAACGAGAGAACCCUUGUUGGACGCUCCGAUCAGUUCGUAUGCAGGAUAAUAACCUGGGACUGCAUGUGGCUGUCUUUCAAGAAGGCGCCCAUCAACUAGUCGAGGGUCGAAGAGAACCGGCCGCGAUUCGUGUGGUGGUAGAUCACGAGAAAGGCACAAAAGGAGCGCCGCCCGGCCACUACGGAGUCGAGAUAGUGAUCAAUGUGUCCAGCAACAACCUCAAGCGGGUUUCGAUGCUCACUGCUGGUCUCAAUGGGAAGCAAUUUGAAGAUGACAUCGACUUGGAGGACUUGCUCCCUACCAUGUCUCGUCGCAUCAUCCAGCUACUUAGCACCCAAUUCAAUGUUAGCAAUACCCACUUGACUGCUUCUAUGGUAUCCUAUUAUACCAAGACAAUACGAGGAUUGAAUUUCUCCACAAGGACUGAGAAAGGCCGAUCCUUCCUUGCAGCAUCACCUGUAAAGCUUCUUUCCAGCCUCUGGAAUGGAAGCGCAAGCAACUCUCCAGAUGUUGUUGUAUCUGGCGUGAAAUCCCAGCAGCAGCCAUCACUUCAUCGAGCGAAUAGCAUUCACUCCAUGUUUGGUUCGAUCAAAGGCAAGGACAGCCGCCCCGACACCGCUGAUGGGCGACCAGCGAAUCCCCUGCUCAGACUAGAGCAAACAUUUACUGGCUUUACCGCGGCUCUUCAGUCUCGAAAGGGCACCAUAAUUGGUCGUACAUUACUAAAUCGAUCGCUUGUCGAUGAGUUGUCGGUGAAUGAUAUAUACAACAGAUUCAUUGAAACUCCUUUUGAAUACGACGUCGCCUCCGAUAUAGGCACGGAAGUCGUAUUCGUUGCAUUCGAGAAAUUUCUGCAUAUUGCGUGGGCAGACCAGAUGGGCCCUGUCAUGACCAUGCAAGCAAUGGAUACUUUACUUGAAAGAGCUAACAAGAGGGUCCCUGGGAAUUUUGCCGACUUUGUGAAUUAUCUUUUCCGGGAUAUGGCACCGCAAAAUCGACGAGCCUUCAUCACCGUGAUCAAGCUGCUGGCUGACCUGUUGGACGGCUGUGGGAACGACAGCGACAGGGGCGCAUUGACUUUGGCAUUUGCUGAGCUUCUCGUCACUGAUGGCGAGGCUCACAACUACAUUAAUUUACUAGAUCGACUCGUCGAAGACUGCGAUAAGAUAUCUGAAGACCAAAGUGCACAUCAGAGCUUUAUUCUUGGUUCUUUUGUUUCCGAGUCUCUUGUGUCUGGCUACCGACAAGGCAAGGCUCACACUGGCUCAAUCACAUCCAAUGCGUCGUCACUUCGUCGCAAGUUUGGACUCAACGCCCUUCUUCGACAGAAUUCACAGGAUGAGCGACCAUCGGUAUGGCGAACCUUGAGCAAGCACAGGAAUCCCGCUACGGGCGAUACAUCCAGCUUAUCACGCGGCGCACACGGCAAGCUGUACAGAGCACAUUCAAUAGAUGACAACAGCCUACCGAAGCAACUGCACCGGCGUGGCAUGUCCCGAGACAGACCCCCCAUCGCAGGUGCAUUCGAUGAGACACCACAGCGCCCAACGAGCUCGCGCCGUUAUGAUUUCCCACUCGACACCAUCGGCGAGCCAUCCCCUACGGAGAGAAUAGUCUCAAAUACGAAGAACCCGAAAAAGAAGAGACGAAGCUCGCUGUCAGACCUCAAGAGUCUCAUGGCCGCCGCAACACUAGACGAACAGCCAUUCCAGCCAUUGCAAAGCACGAAGCAAACAUCUGGCAAGAUGAAUAACAACCCCAUCAGCCCCAAAUCAGCACCCCUUUCCAAGAUCCCCGUCAGUCCCAGCGCGGCUGAAGCCUUACGCGCCUCGAGGCAAAAGGAAAAAGAAAACCUCGCUGAUUCCUCUAAAAAGAUCGUCAGCCACGUAUCCGAACACUCCGGUGGUAAUUCUUCCAAAUCACCGGAAACCCCAUCCAGGAUUUACCGACACUCCAAAGCCCUGUCGGUAUCAAGCAUCCCUACACUUCGGCCUAGCAAGCUGGCGUCUGGUGCCGACUACCCAACUCGCCCCGUGAGUCCGACGCGAUCUAAUGCUCAACGCCUCCGGCUCCACUCGCCGCAAAAGCUCAGAGAGCGGCUUCAAUCUGAGAAGCAAUUCGCCCAGGAGGUUGAUUCCUCGCUCAAGAGCGAGCUGUCCAAGAUUGGGGACGAAAUGGCUCGGGUGAACAAAGCUCGGUCACCCAAUUCCCAGACGGACAUGUCUGGGUUCACUGCCUCGCUCAAAGAACUAGAGGAUCGGAUCGGCGUCAUGAUGAGAGAGUUGCGUGAACAGCAGGCCACGACGCAGAAGGAACUAGAUACUACGAUGAAGAGUACAGAGGCCAAAGUCCGCGCCAUCGACCAGCUUCAUAAAGAGGUAGUGGCGGAAAAUGAAUUACUCUACGAAAAGUUUAACGGGGAGUUGGGCAAAAUUAUCAAGGCUGUGAGAGGCAAAGGCAGGGAUGACAAGGAGGAGUUGGUGGCCAAGCUGAAGGAGCAAGGGGAGGAGACGGCGAGGGCGAAGAAGGAGAAUGCUCGCCUCAAGAGGGAAAUGGUGAGCCUGAAAACCAUGCUGCGAGGAGCAGACUAA
Metarhizium brunneum ARSEF 3297 is the source of this 4527-nucleotide messenger RNA. RefSeq names its product Rho guanine nucleotide exchange factor gef2 (gene gef2). Gene Ontology annotation, cellular component: cytoplasm. The record is from RefSeq and is a predicted model, not a curated record. Gene Ontology annotation, molecular function: guanyl-nucleotide exchange factor activity. Lineage: Eukaryota; Fungi; Ascomycota; Sordariomycetes; Hypocreales; Clavicipitaceae.